Molecule: messenger RNA, 483 nt
Organism: Penicillium oxalicum
Lineage: Eukaryota; Fungi; Ascomycota; Eurotiomycetes; Eurotiales; Aspergillaceae
Product: 60S ribosomal uL14 domain-containing protein
Exons: 5
Coding region: 1-483 (160 amino acids)
Biological process (GO): translation
Cellular component (GO): cytosolic large ribosomal subunit; ribosome
Molecular function (GO): structural constituent of ribosome; large ribosomal subunit rRNA binding
Source: RefSeq, a predicted model, not a curated record
AUGUCUCAGAGAGGUCGUGCCAGCGCCGCUGGCAACAAGCUGAAGAUGACCCUCGGUCUGCCUGUUGGCGCCGUGAUGAACUGCUGCGACAACUCCGGUGCCCGCAACCUGUACAUCAUCGCCGUCUGCGGUAUUGGUGCCCGCCUGAACCGUCUUCCCGCUGCCGGUGUCGGUGACAUGGUCAUGGCCACCGUCAAGAAGGGAAAGCCCGAGCUCCGCAAGAAGGUCAUGCCCGCCGUUGUCGUCCGCCAGAGCAAGCCCUGGCGCCGCCCCGACGGUAUCUACCUCUACUUCGAGGACAACGCUGGUGUUCGCAAUCAUCUCAGAUUGGCUGUGAAUACCUUUGCUCGUCUUGUUGUCCUCUGCGCUGCGAUCGUCAACACCAAGGGUGAGAUGAAGGGAUCCGCCAUCACUGGUCCCGUCGGUAAGGAGGCUGCUGAGCUUUGGCCCCGUAUUGCCUCCAACUCCGGUGUCGUCAUGUAA